AUGAGCGCUUUUCAGUCGCAUGUCAGAGGCAAAAUGCUUCGGUUGUGUGUUUUCGGACUCCUUUGCACCAUCCUGCUUGCAGGAGGUGCCACCGGCAACCAAGUCAGCAUAGCUACAAGGGAACUAAAUGAAGGAGAUAGUUUCACAUUAUCUGUUGUAACCAUAUUACAUAAACUGAAUAAAUGCAUACUUAUGCCACCACACAAUGGCAGCGUAACUUUCACACCUCGUGACACUAGUCAGAAAUUCGAUAAAUUUGAGGUACUGAAUGGAAAUAUAAUGAUCGCAUGUGAGGUCAGAGUUCUUAAUGUAGAUAAAGAAGAUGAAGGAGUGUGGGUGCUGACUUAUGACCACGAUGGCGAUGAUAAGGCUGAAACAGACACUGCACAAGUGGUUCUGAUUACCGCUGAGCCCGAAAAAGAAGAAGAGGAUGAAAACAUCCACUUUCUUAGCAAGAUCAACCAUUUUACAAGAGAGGGAUUAGUAAUAGAUGUGUCUUUAGAUAACACAGUAUCAGACGAAGAAUGCUACAUUCGGCCUCCAGGAGGUAGUCUCGUGAAGUCUGAAUCCUUCCAAAUGGAAAAUGUUACAGUGCAGAAAAAGAGCAAUUUUGUUUCCUGUAGAAUCUCCAUCGGACCAAUGACGCAAAACUUGUUAGGCGAAUGGAGUCUCUGCGGCAAACCUGCUGGGAAAGAUGAAAUGCGAUGCCAGCAAGCCGAAAUAGUUUGGAAUAACAAUAACAGGCCAGCUACUCAUUGGGAUCAGACCAUACAAAAUAGGUUCAGUCAUCCAGUUCACUUUGGAGGAAGCGUAAACCCCGGUGUAGCAGGACGAAUUGAUGUUCUCUCCUGUCACGUCAUAACUCCUGAGGGCGAAGACCUGGUUAUAACUAAUGAUGUAAAGUACCCCCACAUAGAAAGUAUUGCUCUCAGUGCUGGUCUUUGUAGCAUUAAUUUCACUGAUAUAGAUAGAUCAACCUUAGGCGAUUGGACUAUCUAUGGAAAAUUCCGUGGAUGGGUUGGCGGAAUAGAAGAGAUUAUCUUGCCAUUGACCUUUUUCCUUUACAAUGAAGCAGACCCUUACGCACAGGCGUACAAUGUGACCGUACUCCCAGAGGAAACACAUCUCGUUAUUAUGGGAACUGCUCUAAAUGUCGAUGUAACAGACUCCGGGAAUGUGGAUAAUUGUUGGUACCAAACCCCUUCAGGGCAAACAUACGAUUUGCAAGACAACCCUCCCCCGAAUGAACUAGCGUUAAAGAGUCUGAGUGAUGCUACUGGCUGUAGAGCAGCUUUUGAUCCAAUCACUGAGGACGUUGUGGGCGAAUGGCGGAUAAUUGGAAAAUUCAGUAAUGGAAAUCAGUUUACUGAGAGACAAUUGACGUUCCAUGUCAUCAAGGAAGAUCCUGCAAAUCCCAUUAUCGAUGAAUUCAGAGAUAUUGAAUAUUUGGCCGAAGUCAUCGUUGAUACGGACAUGGGAUCAACUAAUACAAUAACUAUUCCAACGGCUUCAUUUGUGGUGACUGAGAGUUGUCACAUAUUGACCCCCAGUGGCCUGCAAUACGCCUUCAUACCUGGAUAUAAUAUACCUAACGUAGAAUUCAUUCAAGGAAGUGGUAUUGCAUGCGGAGUUAUGAUCAAUGUAACAUGUGUAGACCUGCUCGGUGAAUGGACUCUAAUUUCUAGGGCAGCUAGAUAUUCUACACCUAUCGAAAGACGCCGGCCAUUCUCUAUCCGUAUCGAAGAAACAUUGUCUCUUGGGAAUGCAAUAAACAUUACUGAAGGUAAUGACCUGUAUCUGAGUUUACCUAAUGCUACAUCAAUGUAUGACACUUGCAAACUGUAUGGACCGAAUAACGAAGAAGUGACAGAGUUGGAAGUUGAUACAUUCAAUCGUGAUUCCUGCGGUUACGUCAUCAGAAGCGUAAAUAACACUCACACGGGAACUUGGGCUAUUGUGUAUGGCAAUCAAAUUACAUACAGGGCGACUGUUGUAGUUAACGUCUUAGAAUUCAUUAACAUAACACUGGAUAAUUUGUCGUGGGACAUUGGAAGUUCCGUCGAUAUAACCGUUGGUCCUGAAGAUGCAGUGUACUGCAGAGUUAGAGAUAACAAAUACCAAAUAGUUUCCGAAGGAUUUGGUCCAUGUAGAAUAGUCGUGGAUAGAGCAACUAUGGAUCACAAAGGACAGUGGAGUGCGUCUAUCGGUAUAGCUGGUACAGUUGUACUAGAAUACAUUAGCUUCAACGUCGACGUCAGAGGAGACGGCGCAGGACCAGUGGUUACAACAGGCGUGGCUUGGAACGGUGACUCAGUGACAUUGACGUGCUCCGUGCCAGCUGGGUACGAGGUCAGCGCCUGCAAGUUCCGCGACCCUAAUCACGAUACUAUGGUAGCAAGCCAUGGGGUCAGCCAGGGCGGAUAUAUCGGGUCCAUCAGAGGCUAUGAAAUCGAUGCUGAGAGCAAUUCCUGCAGUCUUCGAAUCAUGACCAUGACUCAUUGGCAAGAGGGAUCUUGGCGGUGUGCCGUGAACACUACGCAGGGAGUGUCACACGGUUUCCUUCGCGUGUAUGCAGCGACAGUGGCUGGCCAAACUGAGGGAUACUACCAACAUGAGCCCGUGCUGCGUAGUACAGAUGUGUUCGCGUAUGAAGGCGACGCGGUGACUAUGUCGUGUACCAUUGACGCUGCCAUUCGGUACUGCUACUUCAGAGCCUCGAACGGCACCGUCUACAAUGUUGGCCCAUCUAUAUUGUCGCCUCACUACGAGUACGUAGGCAGCGGUUUAGAUGCAGGAGACUGCGGCAUCAGGUUCAAUGACCUGAUGAAGUCUGAUGAAGGAUACUGGAGCUGCCAUGUUGGAUUGGAAGACAACAUUUAUGCGGAGGAACAGAGGAGUCGCUUUUCUUUGCAUUUUGAUGAACUGAUUUGGACGCAUCAGAUGUGGGACCGCGACACAAUCACAGUGCAAAUGUCAAUAGCCGCCAUUGCCGGAACUAGUGAGCUGGACUACUGCAGAUUUGUGCGCAUCGACGGACUUGGCUUCACAUCACACAACGCGCCGCUAGGAUACAGAGUGGAGACAGAUCGCAUGCGCCAUGGGCAGUGUGUGCUGCAGGUGGAGACGCCAGGCAUGCUGGACCUGCACCCCUGGGUGAUAGCAGCUCGCCUGUCAGGCCGCAGUGAUGAGAUUUCAAGAACCACCAACCUUGACCUACUCGUGCCGCCCGUUAUUGGCAUGCACAUGGCUUCAGCAGUACUCCUGUGGCUGUUCUUCGCAAUCCUGUGCUUGCUGCUGAUUUUGGCUGCUGUCUCCCUCAUCCCCAAGAACAACCGCAAGUGGACUUACGAGAGAGCCGCCCAUAUCAGGGACAGCUUCAGGAGAAGACCAGCUCCUACCCAGCAGACUAUUGCAAGCCAGCCCAACCAGAUCAUCAUUGGCUUGCCUCCAAAAGUUUGAAGUCUGAGAAGAAACUUUUAAUUGAAGAGCAAACGAUCAGCUCAGUGAUAAAAUGGCGCCUUACAUUUUUAAGUAGCAUGAGGAUUUCCUUAGAAACUCCGAAGAAAAAAAAAGUAAUGAUAUAGAUAGUUCGCAUUUAUACUAUACAUAUAUUUCAAAAAAAUAAGAUUUUUAUUUAUUAAAAAGGCUAGUGAUGUAAUUUAAAUUAUUGGUUCGUUUGAAGUCAAAUGCUGCAAACGCUUUGGGUCUAUACGAAACCUACUACGAAUGUUCUUUUCUAUUUUGCUAAAUAAACAAAAGUUUUAAUUUAUACUUA
Helicoverpa zea (corn earworm) is the source of this 3775-nucleotide messenger RNA. RefSeq lists its product as uncharacterized. Lineage: Eukaryota; Metazoa; Arthropoda; Insecta; Lepidoptera; Noctuidae. The transcript has 15 exons. Bases 1 to 3459 code for a protein of 1152 amino acids. The record is from RefSeq and is a predicted model, not a curated record.